AUGGCUGCGGUUCAGGCGAAUAGGGAUAUGGAAGAUAAGUGCCAAGUUGAAGUUGGCAUUGACGCACUCUUUGUUGGAAUUUAUGAUGGCCAUAAAGGCGACGCCACUGCCAUCUAUCUUAAAGAUGAUAUCUUCAGGGAACUAAUCAGGCUUAUUAAGGAGAAUAAUAACAAUAUGAAUGAGAACAUCAUGACGCAAGUUGUUGACCAAAUGGAGAAAGGUUUUUUGGAGUCUGCUGGAAGAAAUGUUUUUGUUAGUUCAGGUUGUUUGAUUACCGCCAAUGUUGGAGACUCGCGCGCUGUACUGGGUUCUAUGAAGGGCGUUGGUAAACUUAAAAGAUUGGCUGUUAAACAGAUUGUUAAAGAUCACAAUAUUGAUCAUCGAGAAGUUCAAUCAGCAAUCAGGGACUUGCAGCCAGAUUUUCGUGAUAUAGAUUACAAUAUUAAUUAUCGUACCUUUAUAGGACUUGCCAAUAAAGGUGUAUUCGAGACAACUAGAUGUAUAGGAUAUGCAUAUUUGAAGGAGGAGAUCAAUGAAAGUGAAUCAUUUGAAAUCCCGAGUUGGGAAAGAGUGCCUGGAAAUUUUACGAGACCUUUGCUAACAUCACAACCACAUGUUUAUUCAAGAAUCUUAAGCGACUCUGAUAAAUUCAUUAUAUUUGGAUCUAGUGGAUUUUACCACAAGAGGGAAUCGCAGAAAGACUUGUCACAAUUGUUUUACAGAAAGGGGCUAAUAUGA
This is a messenger RNA of Trifolium pratense (red clover), 738 nucleotides long. RefSeq names its product probable protein phosphatase 2C 68. Gene Ontology annotation, biological process: protein dephosphorylation. Bases 1 to 738 code for a protein of 245 amino acids. The transcript is spliced from 2 exons. Lineage: Eukaryota; Viridiplantae; Streptophyta; Magnoliopsida; Fabales; Fabaceae. The record is from RefSeq and is a predicted model, not a curated record. Gene Ontology annotation, molecular function: protein serine/threonine phosphatase activity.